AUGUCGUACAGUUACAGAGACUACGAAAGGGAAUCGGACGUCUGGGACGAACGCCGUCCUGUCUCAAUCAAGCGUUACGUCAUUCCCCCCGAAGACGACCGUCGAGACUUCAUGUCCAGGCACGAGGAUUCAUACGGCGGCGAGCGCGAGCUGGUAAUUCGUCGCAAGACGGAACGCCAUGAACCCCUGACUAUCUCGCGCUACGAAAGAGAGGUCGAUUACGAACCCUACGAAAGUGAGUACCUACGUCCCCACAACAAUCGUCAAUACUCCCGAUCCAUGGAAACCCUGGAACGAGUGGAGCAAUCCUCUGCUGCCACAGAUCAGUCGAUACUUAUUCGCGAAGCCCGCAAAGCAUACCACAGUCCCCGUGAAUCCGAAUACGAUGUCGUGCGCCGUUCAGAGGGAGACGAGGACCCCUACUACUACCACCGCCACCGCCGAGUCCGCGAGCACGAUGAUCAACGCUCGCGACGAGAGCUGAGCCCCAGUGAUUCUAUUUCUCAGGCUGCUCGCCGCCACGGCCGUGACGACUACAGCAGCGAUGACAGCAUGGUUUACAUCCGUAAGGAAACCCGCGACUACGAUGACCGUUCCCAUUCCCACCACCGCCGCCACUUGGCAGAGGGCGCUUUGGUAGGAGCUGGCGCGGCGGAAUUAUUGCGCAGUCGCAGUAAGAAAGACGGUGAAGUCAGCCAUGGCGCCAGCCGUCUCGGUAAGACCGUUGGUGCCGGUGCUCUCGGUGCUGUGGCUGUCAGUGCUGCCUCUCGUGCCCGCGACUACUACCGAAGCAAGAGCCGCCACCGUUCUCAUUCCUACGAUGAUGAUCAUGCUUCCCACCGCCACAGCCGCCAUAGUUACCACAGUUCCCACGGCCGCGGUCGUCACAGCCGGAGCCGCAGUCGCUCGCACUCGCACUCCCGCGCAAAGACUCUGCUCGAACUAGGCGUUGGUGCUGCUGCCGUGGCAGCCGGUGUCGCCGCACUGCGCAGCAAGUCCAAGUCCAGGGCCAAUGCCGGAGACCGAAAGGGCCGCUCUCGCACUCGCUCACGUUCCCGAGCUGCCAGCCGCGGCCGCUCAGCGAAAGGCGACAAGGACGAUUCAGAGAGCAUCUCCAAGCGCCGCGAGCACAUGGCCGGCGCCGGUCUAGCAGGUGCAGCAGCAGCUGCCAUCGUCGAAAAAGUCCGAAGCCACUCUCGCUCCCGCAAAGGCGAACGCUCCCGCUCCCGCAGCCGCUUCAGACAAGCCCUGCCAAUCGUCAGCGCGGGCCUAGCCACCGCCGCAGCAACAGGUCUGUACGAGAAAAAGAAGAGCGAGAAAGACGAGAAAGAAGGCGAGCGCGGCAGGCUCCGCUCCCGAUCUCGCUCUCGCGCCCCCUCCCAGUCCUACCCCGACCCAACACGCGACUCAGCAGGCCUCAUCGAAUAUGGUAACGCGCCCAUGGAAGGCAGCAUCCCCAGUGAUCACUACUACGGCCAACCAGGCCAGCCAUACCAGGAACCACCGGAAAUGUACGGCGCACGCCGCGCAACACGCAGCCGCAGCCGCAGCCGCGGCGCCCGCUACAGCAGCUCGUCAGCCUCAGAGCACGAAGGCCGUCGCCGCAAGCACCGCAGCCGCUCGCGCGACAUCGCAGGUGCAGCACUGGGCGCCACGGGGCUCGGCUACGCAGCGCACAAAUACAACGAACGCCGGAAGUCGAAGUCCAGGGAGAGAGAACGAGAAGAUAAAUAUGCCCAUUCCCACCAUGACCACCGCGACCCAUACGAGGAGGCGUACGAUCCUGAGCCGUAUGCUGCUGCGCCUGCUACGCAUCUGGACCCCCACUUCUACCAAAACGCAAAUCAGUUCCCGCCUCCUCCUGGUGAAUCGACGCAGAAUUUGAACAUGCCCAUGCCCCAGCCGUAUCCGCCGCCGCCUGGCGCGGGCCCGACGACCGCUCAGAAUUAUCCGGCGUACGGGGUACCUGGACCGGAGCAAUAUGCGCGCCGGGCAGAUGACAAUGUGAGAAACCCGUUCCGGGGUUUGAACGAGAGGCAGAAGUCGAGUAGUCAGCCGCCGCAUGAGAAGAAAUCUGUUGCGUUCGAUUUGCACGAGAGUGAUGGAGAUAGAGAUGGGUAUGAGACUGAUGAUAGUUCUUCGACUGUUGGGGCGCGUGGUGCGCGGGAAGGACGUCAUCAUCGUCGUCGUCGCUCUGAAUCUGUUCCUCGCAAUUUUUCCCAUGCAGGUGCAGGUUCUGGGCGGGGAGAUGGGAAGGUCUCGGAGGACUCAGAUUCCACUGUUGAUUUGCCGAACCGGUUCGAUGGUCAGGGGAGGCUUCUUCCCGAGAGAGACCCUGCCGUUGUUACGAUUGAGGAUUUGGUGAAUCGGUUUACGAAGGUUUUGUUUUAG
Penicillium soppii is the source of this 2391-nucleotide messenger RNA. Its product is annotated as DUF3824 domain-containing protein. Bases 1 to 2391 code for a protein of 796 amino acids. NCBI's taxonomy places the organism in Eukaryota, Fungi, Ascomycota, Eurotiomycetes, Eurotiales, Aspergillaceae. The transcript has 3 exons. The record is from RefSeq and is a predicted model, not a curated record.